AUGAAGGCCUCAUGCCUCCUCGCGAUCGCGCUCAUCGCUGCCGCUGGAGGAUCCGCGCCCACCACCGCCGCCGAGAGCAUGUUCAGCCCGAAGCUCAGCCCAAAGCUCGACCCGUUCGCCUACCGCUCGUCAUCCCAGGGCGAGCUGAUGCCGAAAGAGCUGAACCCGCCCACCAAGGCGGACUAUGACGAGAUCGACUCCGUCAUCGACCGAGCGGUGCGCACCCACGGCUACGGUCCUAUUAUACCGCAGUACUACUCGCAUCAGAAGCGGCCGUGGCAGCAGUGGGAGGGCACCAUUAUCGAGCGGCUCUGGCGGACGGCGCUGUAUCAUAUGCUCGUGCCGACCGUCCUCCUCUCCGUCGCGCGGUGGGCGGACCCGUCGCUGCCCUGGUGGCGGCUGCCAAAGGAGCACACCUUUGGUCAGCCCUUUUUCGCCGUCUCCGACGGCUACAACUACUUGCUUACGCUAACGACGUUCGUCACCACAUUCUUUGUGGGCCACUCGCAUGACUUCUGGCGGCGCUCGUACAAGCUGACGCGGUCGCUGCAAGGGCGGCUGAACGACAUCGGCCUGCUCUGCGCGUCGCACGCCCGGCGCAGCGACGACGGCGGCCUCGACGCGGAGGCGCUCGAGCUGCUCGAGUCGACGGCGCGCAACCUCCGCCUGCUGCACGUGCUGUUCUACGCGGACAUCUGCUACCGCAAGACGGUGAGGCUGCUGCUCUCCUUUGACCGCGUCUCGCGCACGGCUCCGCCUCGACCGCUGCACCGCAGCCUGCCCAAGACGUACCUCGUGGUGCUGGGCUGGGUCACCUCGCGGCUUGCGGCGGCGCGUGCAAAGGGCGUGCUGACCGGAGGGGCGGGCUUCGAGCAGGUUGCGCUCGGCAAGUGCUGCGACCUGCGCGCAGCCUGCAUGAGCAUCCCCGAUGAGCUUGCCGCCCGCAUGCCGCUUGCGUAUGUGCACUUCACCCACUGCCUAGUGGACAUCCUGCUGCUGAUCGCGCCGUUCGGGCUGUACCCGCACCUCGGCAUCUUUGCUAUCCCAAUGACGGGCGUGAUCUCUCUCUUUUACCGCGGCCUGCUGGAGCUCUCCAAAUCAUUCCUGGACCCGUUCGGCAACCGACGUGUCUCCUACUCGGGCCUCUCGGCGGACAUCUCGAUCGACUGCCUCAUCGGCGAGUCGAACGCGGGACUCACGACUGCACAGCGCGCCGGACUACUUCUUUCGCCACAGCCGGCGGGCGUCCGGAAGGUGCUCCCUGGCGCGGGAGCGCCAGUUCCACGAGGCGGCGUCGAGAGCGAUGACUGGUGGGAUGGCGCGACCCUCGGCUCCUGCGUGGUCCGCCGCUUCACGGAUGAGAUGGCGGGCGACCGGUGGAUGCUCUGGUACUCCGGCCGCUCAGCCUCCUUCGACAGCGACGUGGUCCCACUGGCGACGGGCGCCGUCGGGCUCGCGCAGUCGACGGAUGGCGUGGUGUGGGAGCGGCUGGCGGGCGACGAGGCGGGCGGCGCGUGCCUGGUCCCGAACGAGGAUGAGUGGUGGGGCUUCGACACCUCGCACGUCGGCGUGGGCGAUGUGCACGUCAUGUCCAGCCGCGUGAUCCAGAAUGGGCUCGGGCUUUACUGGAUGUUCUACUUUGGCGGCCGCAUGUCCAUCGGCGUCGCGCUGAGCAACGACGGAGUCCACUGGGGCAGAGUCGAGGGCGAGCAUCCGUCGGGCGCGCUGCUCGCGAGCGGCCGCUUCGCCAUCGGAAGCGCAGUCUCCUCCGAUUGCGUCAAGUGGACGCGGCGCGAGCUCGCCCGCCUCCGCCGCCCCCCCUGGCGCGACGGCUACUGCCUCACCGCCGGGCCGGAGGGCAGCUUCGAUGCCGGCGGCGUCUCCGCGCGCUGCGUCGUGCGCAAGGGCGCCGAGCUGCUCAUGUUUUAUGAGGCGGUCGACGCCGCGCGGUCGCACACGAUUGGACUCGCGCGCUCCGCCGACGGGCUGAGCUGGGAGAGGGUUGGCGCGGGGCCCGCCUGCUUGCUGCGGCACGGGUGCGCGGGGCCAGUCUUCUCUCCGUCGGCAGAGCCGGGCGCGUGGGACGGCGUCGCGGUCGUGCCGAUGGACGACGGGUCCGCGAGGCUGUACUACGUCGGCCGCGGCGCCGAGGGGGCGGUGCAGCGCAUCGGGAUGGCGCGGAGCGAGGGCAACGAUUGGACGCGGUGGACGCGGUGGGCGGAGGAGGAGGAGGAGGAGCCGGGAGGAGAGAGCGCCUGA
Messenger RNA from Emiliania huxleyi CCMP1516, 2259 nucleotides. RefSeq lists its product as hypothetical. The record is from RefSeq and is a predicted model, not a curated record. Gene Ontology annotation, molecular function: chloride channel activity. Bases 1 to 2259 code for a protein of 752 amino acids. Lineage: Eukaryota; Haptophyta; Isochrysidales; Noelaerhabdaceae. The transcript has 11 exons.